Microthlaspi erraticum is the source of this 492-nucleotide messenger RNA. Lineage: Eukaryota; Viridiplantae; Streptophyta; Magnoliopsida; Brassicales; Brassicaceae. The record is from the annotation of a GenBank genome assembly.
AUGGCGCGCAAAGGAGCCACAACCGGCCAAAGGAGGAUUUACAUGCCAAACAUGAGAGAUGAGGGAAAUCCAACCACAAUUCAAUCCAGGAGGGAUAGAAAAACAGUUCGGUCGAAGCAGAACUCAAUUGGCCCGAGUAAAAAAGGAGAUAUCACAUUCACAAUCACUCUCUCGGCCAGAAUCGACGAACCAAGCGACAAUGCUCGACCAUCUCCCAAACGGCACGACCGAAACGAAGGAAGCUCAAUACGGCCGACGGCGAUGCAUAGAAUGGCCGACGAACUCAAAACCUCAAGAAGGCGCGAACACCGGUGGAAACUGAUCCUCUGGAGUCCAAAAAACACCAAGGAAGAAGAAAGGAAGGAGACGAUCGAACAGAUUAAGAGAUGGCCAAAGGAAUCACAUCCCGAAGCCAUUGGCGCGCACAACGAAAGAUCUCCGAAUCCACACGUUCAAAUCGCCUCAAACUUCACAAGGAGCCACAAAACAUAA